ACGGAAAUGCAGCUCUCGGUGUUUUUCACAGUGUUGUUUCUAAGCACUUAUGUCUUGUGUUGGCCCUACGAUGAGUCUCUUAUUGAUUGGAAUCUCAAUCAGAACAAAAGCGCUCAAGGCCCUAUCGAUUAUUGGGGAGCAUGGCCGGACCAUGACUAUCAUCCGUCGCCAGAUAACUGGCGCUUCCCUACAUAUACAAUCUUCUUGGACCGCAUAUCUAAUGGUGACCCGACAAAUGACGAUAUCAACGGGACCCACUUCGAGCAUGUGGUCAACUCUAAUCAGAUGCGACACGGCGGCGACCUGGAUGGCUUGCUAGAUACGCUUGACUAUAUCCGUGGCAUGGGCUUCAAGGCCAUUUACUUCGCCGGGACGUAUUUGGAGAACCUACCUUGGGCCUACGAUGGCUACUCGCCGGCUGAUACCACUCUCCUCGACAAGCAUUACGGUACACUGGAGGACUGGAGACGGAUUGUCACAGAGAUUCACAAGCGGGAUAUGUACGUUCUGGUGGACAAUACGCUCUCGACAUUGAGCAACCUGAUCGGUUUCAAAGGCCACCUGAACGGCUCCGCAGAUUUCAAAGCAAGCGAAUACAAUAUUGAAUGGGUCACAGACAGACAAUAUGCCGAUUUUUCAUUUGGGAACACCUGGAACGACACAUGCAACUAUCCCAGUUUUUGGUAUGAGAAUGGAUUCCCGUUGACAACCAUGGGAGUCCAGGAUCUCAACGGUUGCUACAACAGCGACUUUGAUCAGUACGGAGAGCUAGAGGCAUUCGGUAAUUUCCCAGACUGGCAGCGUCAGCUCACAAAGUUUGCCUCGGUGCAGGAUCGCCUGCGUGAAUGGCACAAACCCGUUCGCGAUGUCAUCACUCGGCACUCCUGCUUCCAAAUCGCGAGUCUCGACAUCGAUGGAUUCCGCUUCGAUAAGGCCGUUCAAGCCACCCUCGAGCCCCUCAGCGAGAUGAUGGCCGUCUACCGUGAAUGCGCAAAGAAGCUCGGCAAAAACAAUUUCUUCCUGCCCGGAGAGAUUACAUCUGGAAAUGACUUUGGCAGUCUCUACCUUGGCCGUGGUCGUCAGCCAAAUCAGCGUCCGCCCUCUGCAGGUGCUGCCGUCACGCUCACGAACACCUCCGAGGGCAGUUUUCUGAGAGAGGAUGGGUUACAAGCAUUGGAUGCGUCGGCAUUUCACUAUACCAUCUACCGCUCGAUGACCCGUUUUCUGGGCAUGGAUGGUAACUUGGUUGCCGGCUUCGACCUGUCAACCGAUUUCAUUGAAGCCUGGAACGAGAUGCUUGUCACAAAUGACUUUUUUAAUGCGUUCACAGGAGAGUUAGAUCCCCGGCAUAUGUACGGCGUUUCGAACCAAGAUAAUUUCCGAUGGCCAGCAAUCAAGAAUGGCACGUUGAAGUACCUUUUGGGUCUGAACGUCAUCACAUUGUUACUUCCGGGAAUUCCUCUCAUUCUGUGGGGUGAAGAGCAGGCAAUGUAUGUGUUCGACGCCACUGCAUCUAACUACCUCUACGGCCGACAGCCCUUGUCGUCUCAAACUGCGUGGUGGACAAACGGCUGCUUCAACCUAAACACAACCAAGUUCUACGAUUUCCCGAAUGAGAAAGGACUUGAUGGCUGCAACGAUAUCACUGUCACAUAUGAUCAACGCAAUCCAGCUCAUCCACUCCGCAACAUAAUGAAACGAAUGUUUGAAAUUCGAGCUCAUUACCCGGUCGCAAAUGAUGGCUUGUUUCUUCAAACGAUUUCUCAACUCACGGAAGACAUCUAUCUCCCCGGUUCAUCGACUACUCCGACAGUCACCGGUCUUUGGUCGGUAUUGCGAGCCUACUUCCCGGCUGUCCAAACAGAGGCAAUCUUGGCCAACGAAACACUGUGGCUCGUGUAUCAAAAUGGAAACACGACGAAGACAUAUGGAGGCGGCUGCACCAACAGCAGCGCUGCCUUGUUGUCUCCAUUUACGUCGGGAAAAAGGUUGAGGAACCUCUUCUAUCCUUACGAUGAGCUUACUGUGGACGAUGGUCCUACCGACACCUACGGAUGCAUUAAAGGGGGCAUGGAGCUGCUUCCAUGGGAAUACCGCGCCUAUGUGGAAGCCGACAUGUUCGUGGAUCCCGGUCCUACCGUCACUGAGUUUAUCCCUGGUCAUGAUUCUCGGUUGCUGUCUGCAGAAAAUACGGGUGAUACCAUCCCGAUUCAGCUUGGAUAUUCCACAAAAAUGGACUGUGACAUUAUUACCAACGCGAUCACUCUGAACUCAAAAACGGAGCAAGGUAUCAUCGCCUCUCUUGAUACUGCUAGUGUCAGUUGCACCAAUGUUACGGCCAGGACGACAAGCAACGACUAUACCAGUGAGAUUCCGACUGUUUGGACAUGGUCUGCCAACUUGACAAAUGUCUAUCACGGAAUCCAUCAAAUAACUAUUGCCAACGUUUCCACGUCUAGCACAUCUGAAUUUUAUACCAACGCGACCGACAGCUUUUUGAUCCGCGUCGGUGUUCCUACCAACCCCUUGAUCACCCCGCUGUCCAAUUACUCUACCAGCCUCGUGCACAAAUAUGACGACGAGUACUAUGUCAAGCACAACGCCGCUGGUGCGGACAAGUUCCGGUAUUCAGUUGAUUUCGGCAGCACCUGGUCGAAAUGGACGACGUAUGAGGGCGGCAAUACGAGUGUCACCAUUCCGACUUUCACCGGGACUUCCGAGCAGGCGUGGAAAGGAACUCAUAUCCGCGUGCAAUACUUCUCAAGACUCACUGGAAGUAGCGACUACAUCCAGGAAGGUGAUCACGACUGGAAGGAAAAUUCUGCCCGAAGGUUCCCUCACUUGUGGUUCAACGGCCCAUUCAACCAGUACGGUUACGAUGCGGGAGUGAACAACGAAAUGCAGUUUGACUCCAAGACUUUGCGUUGGAACUAUGACUUUGUCUAUGAAUGGCCUGCCGUGGGACAGCUGAAUGCCUGGGGUAUAGAUCCGUCAAAUAUUCCUGAUAAUACGGAGGUCUACGGUGACGUCGGAAACUCCUCCACAAUAUUGAAGCUCCCUCCAUCUUACCUUUCGUCCAACGUGAUCAACUUCACCGAUUUACCCCCAUUCCCACAUCUUGGAUGGAAGAUCUCUCUCAAUGAUGCCAACCUAAGGUAUGAAAAAAUUCCCAUCGGAUCUGGAUGGGCCCAACUCGCCCUCUUCAUUCUUUUGUGCACCGGUCCGAUCAUUAUGGGCCUGGCCGGAGUCUUCAUCUUUAUCCGAACGUUCUAUCAAGUCAAACUCAACAAAUACGGCAACGCUCUCAAGGUCGAAACGCUACCUUCCUUGCUCUGGCACAAAGUCAAAAGAAAGUUUUCGAAGCAAGGUGAGACAGAGAACGCAAUUUCAGAAAAGGUUCUGCCGACGGGCAUCGCCGUGGGAGGGGUGGUCGACCAACAAAGACGUACGGUUUUAGUUGCCACCAUGGAGUACGACAUCCAAGACUGGAAACUCAAAGUCAAGAUCGGUGGUCUGGGAGUCAUGGCCCAGCUCAUGUCCCAGAACCUGAAGCACCAGAAUCUCAUCUGGGUGGUGCCGUGCGUUGGUGAUAUCGAUUACCCCGUGGACACGCCGAUCGAGCCCUUCGUCGUCACGAUUCUUGAUAGGCCAUACUUGGUGAAUGUUCAGUACCAUAUCGUGGAGAAUAUCACCUAUAUCCUGCUUGAUGCUCCGGUUUUCCGACAGCAAACAAAAGCGGAGCCUUAUCCACCACGAAUGGAUGAUCUUGAAAGCGCAAUCUAUUACUCGGCUUGGAAUCAGUGUAUCGCAGAGACAAUCAGGCGGACACCAACCAUCGACUUCUACCACAUCAACGACUUCCACGGGUGUGUCGCACCGCUAUACUUGCUGCCUACUCGAACCAUUCCGGUUUGUCUGUCCUUGCACAACGCCGAAUUCCAAGGACUUUGGCCACUGAGGACACAGAAAGAGAAGAAAGAAGUCUGCUCUGUUUUCAAUCUUCCAGUUGACAUAGCCACCAAAUACUGCCAAUUUGGAAAUGUGUUCAACCUUCUGCACACCGGUGCUAGCUAUCUGCGAUUCCAUCAGCGUGGUUUCGGUGCAGUUGGUGUGUCCCAGAAGUACGGAAAGCGAUCAUGGGCCCGCUAUCCAAUUUUCUGGAGUCUUAGCAACAUUGGCAGUCUUCCGAAUCCAGACCCCUCCGAUACAGGCUCUGUGGAGAAAGGUGCAGAAGUGCCGGUCACGAUUCAGUCCAAUGCCGAAUUAAUUCAUGAUAAGCUCCAGGCACAGAAAUGGGCUGGUCUGAACGAGGACCCUAAUGUAGACUUGAUCGUGUUCGUGGGACGAUGGUCCAAGCAAAAAGGAGUAGACUUGAUCGCGGACGUUAUGCCAGAAAUUCUAUCUGCCAGACCUCUUGUGCAAUUGAUCGUGAUCGGUCCUCUCGUUGACUUAUAUGGCAGACUGGCUGCGAUCAAGCUUGAGCGCAUCAUGGAAAUGUUCCCGGGUCGCGUGUUCUCGAGGCCAGAGUUUACGAUUCUUCCACCCUAUAUGUUUUCCGGUGCCGACUUUGCUUUGAUUCCAUCACGAGAUGAACCAUUUGGAUUGGUUGCUGUUGAGUUUGGCCGCAAGGGUGCUCUCGGAAUUGGUUCUCGCAUUGGAGGACUUGGACAAAUGCCCGGUUGGUGGUAUACUGUGGAAUCUGACUCGGCUCGCCAUCUCUUGCAUCAGUUGAGGACCGCCAUCGAAUCUGCCUUGGACUCAUCCCCGGAGAUUAGAGAGGAGAUGCGUGCAAACUCCGCCAAACAACGGUUUCCCGUCCUUGAAUGGGUUCAAAAGCUCGAAAUUUUACAACGAACUGCAAUCAAAAUCCAUCACAGCAAGAACAGGAACAGUGUCAUUAGUCUCACGCGAGAUUCUCAGACGGAUAGGGAUAUGCAGAGCUUGCGGCCUUUCUCUAGAUCCCGCCCUGUGUCUUAUCAGUCUAUGGCCGGGGGGUUGGAAACAACACGAGAGAGAAUAUCGGAGCCCAUUCAGCCUUCUCUUCUGGAGCUACAGGCAGUCGAGCUAGAAGAUAUGCAAAAGUCCCACGGCCGUAGAGAGAGCAUGUUGGUUCGCAAACUAUCUCUCGGUCGACGAACUGGACCUGGGCAGGGCAGAAAGCGUCUCGUCAAGAGAGCACUGCGCGAGAGUCAGCUAUUCGACGGUGAUACUACAGAGGCUGAAGAAGAUGGCACCGAGACGCCACAGGAGGAGAAUAUCUCUCCCGAAGACGUAGUGGCUGCAAUCAAUCAGACUCUCGGAGCCCAAGAUCUCAGCACAUCCUCACAGGAUACCAGUACCUCUCAUGGCGAGUCUACCUUCGGCUCUUCACGCUUUGUCUCUCGGGACAAUUCUCCAGUCAGAACACCCAUGCAUCAUGAUAGCCUCAUUUCUGGUAACACUACACCUGUGUACACACACAACUUUUCCGUUCUCUCAUUGGUGUCUGUCUUUGAGGAUCACGAUCAACCCGUCUUCAAUUUGCAAAAGGUCGACCCUACCUUCACUGACAGCAUGGGUUACUUCACGCGCAACUUCGACAAGCUGCUCACCAACCUCAACAAGAAGAAUUCGAUCACAGAUUACUGUAUCGAAAUAUAUUUGAUGAAGAGUGAGCGGAAGUUCUUUGACCUGUACACCGAUGCGCAGUUGAAAAAGCAGCCCAAGGUGGUGGAGCGGCCCCUGUCUGGAGCUGACUUGAAUCACCCUAUUCAUGAUCCGGAGUAUGAAAACAACUCGCCGCCCCAUGAACACUCUGAAUCAAAUGGAGCAGAUGGUAUCGAUCAAUGGCUCUCUCGUCUUGGUUACAAGAGACCCAUUGCCAUCCAGAGAUUCAUGAGAUGGCGGGUCGGGAAUUGGCCCGUCUACUCUCUAUUCUUGGGUCUCGGACAAAUUAUCGCGACAAAUUCAGCGCAAAUCACGCUCUUGGUUGGUCAAAUCGGUGAGACUGCGGUCAAGCUCUAUGUGAUUGCAGCAGUCUACUGUCUGUCGUCCAUUGGUUGGUGGUUCUUGUUCUACCGCUUCCCUUCCGUGAUAGUCCUUUCUCUGCCAUGGUUUAUCUACUCCAUUGCAUUCGUUAUCAUUGGGGCCUCGCCAUUCGGGCUCUCAUUUUUUGGUCGAGCCUGGGCGCAGAAUAUUGGUGCAGGGGUUUACGCCGCCGCAUCUUCCAGCGGCUCCUUGUUCUUUGCCCUCAACUUCGGUGAUCAGGGUGCCGUCCCAGUCAAGGAUUGGAUGUUCCGCGCAAGUCUGAUCCAAGGCAUCCAACAGCUUUACACGGUCGCCCUCUGGUUCUGGAGCUCCAGAGUCACCUCAGUGGAAGUGGCUGGCAUUCACACGGCUGCGUUGAGUACAUGGAGACUGACGGCCGUCGUGAUGCCCAUUGCCGCAAUAUGUUUCACCAUCGGUAUCCUCCUUGCCCUAGGACUACCCAAGUACUACCGUCAAGCCCCCGGGAAGAUUCUCUUCUUCUACAAAUCCCUCUUCCGUCGACGCAUUGUCCUCUGGUUCUUCUUCAUGGUCAUCAUUCAGAACUGGUUCCUCUCAGCCGUCUUCGGUCGCAAUUGGUCAUUCCUCUGGUCAUCCCGACACGCCAAGUCAUGGCAAGUCCUCAUCUUGGUCCUCUUCUUCUUUAUUAUUGUCUGGGUUCUUGCCCUGUUCAUCUUCCGCUUCUUAUCCAAAGAGCACAGUUGGAUACUACCUGUCUUUGGUCUGAGUCUGGGUGCACCGCGCUGGGCGCAAACAUGGUGGGGAGUAUCAAACAUCGGCUACUAUCUCCCAUGGGCCGGAGGUUUGACUUCUGGAGCCCUCAUCUCACGAUGCCUCUGGCUUUGGCUAGGUGUUCUCGAUGAGAUUCAGCAAAUCGGUCUUGGAAUGAUUCUCUUGCAGACACUGACAAGAGUGCACGUCUGUUUUGUCCUGUUGGCCGCACAGUCUCUUGGAUCCAUCGCGACCAUCUGUGCGCGUGCUUUUGCGCCCAACAAUUUGGGCCCAGCUGGCGUCUCUCCAGAUGUUGGCUCAUCUUUGGAUAGAGUUGGUAAUGCGUGGUUCUGGGUUGCGCUUUUCUUCCAGCUCUUGGCUAGCUUUGGUUUCCUUCUAUUUUAUCGACGAGAACAGCUCAAUAGGCCGUGA
Penicillium cinerascens is the source of this 7167-nucleotide messenger RNA. It is a transcript of the gene ags3, whose product is annotated as alpha-1,3-glucan synthase Ags3. The transcript is spliced from 4 exons. Gene Ontology annotation, biological process: fungal-type cell wall (1->3)-alpha-glucan biosynthetic process. NCBI's taxonomy places the organism in Eukaryota, Fungi, Ascomycota, Eurotiomycetes, Eurotiales, Aspergillaceae. Gene Ontology annotation, molecular function: alpha-1,3-glucan synthase activity. The record is from RefSeq and is a predicted model, not a curated record. The annotation marks the transcript as partial. Gene Ontology annotation, cellular component: fungal-type cell wall.